Molecule: messenger RNA, 1185 nt
Organism: Botrytis porri
Lineage: Eukaryota; Fungi; Ascomycota; Leotiomycetes; Helotiales; Sclerotiniaceae
Exons: 2
Coding region: 1-1185 (394 amino acids)
Biological process (GO): proteolysis
Molecular function (GO): aspartic-type endopeptidase activity
Source: RefSeq, a predicted model, not a curated record
AUGAAAACCUCAUCAUUAACAAGCCUGAUGGCUUUAAAUACCAUCACGCAUGCACAGACAGAUGCAAUUUCAAUGCCCAUUCGUCACCUGUAUGGAUCGUUGAGUAAGGUGACUACACCGGUGACGGUGGGCAGUGGGAAUGAAGAGAUUGGGCAGAGUAUUGAGGUCGUGGUGGAUUAUGGGAGUGCGGAUUUUUGGGUCUUCGCACCAAACGCAACCAUAAACUACGGAUCCCAAUACCUCGGGUUCACCGGUCCAUGCAACACCAGUCCUUCCUACUACUACCACCCCGACAACGCCACCCUCUCCAACUUCACCGGAUCCUACGCCUACGGCGGGAAUUCCAAAAUCCUCGAGGCCAACCAUUCCGUAAACGAUACCCUGUAUUUCCCUUCCAGCCCCUCCAUCCCUAAUAUCGAAAUCGCGCUCGUCUCUUCCGGCGUCGUACGUCAGUAUGUUGCCGACGGGGAGCCCUGUCCAGAACUCUCCUACGACUACGGGAUCAUGGGUCUAUGUUCCUCAACCUCCAGUAACAGCGGUCCGAAUCUCAAAACUAAUCUCCUAAACCAAGGACGCAUUUCCGCACCCAUCGCUUCGAUGUAUUUCGCGCCUCCGCCAGCCGACGCAUCGAUCACGCAUAAUUUCACCGGAACCCUCCUCCUGGGUGCGCUCCCCCCCGCGGAUUCCUAUACCGGGGAACUCACCCCCGUACCUAUCGUCACACCGGAGGACGGAAGCGGAUAUUACAUUUCCCAGCCCAUCAUCUCGCACGCCAAUACAUCCAUCCCCACCGACUACCCCACCGAAACCUGUCUCGUGGAUUCCGGCUCCAUCGCUCUCACCCUCCCCUACGCAUACGACAACACCGCGUUCCUCGAACGUGCCGGCUUCCAAAACUACGAAAACGCUAUCGUGUACCCAUCCAACUGCGAAGAGAUCCCCCGCGAUCUGACGCUCGAUUUUGAGUUUACCGGUAAGGGAAAUGCAGCGGUGAGUGUGAGAGUGCCGUAUAGGUAUUUGGCUCGAGGAUCAUCAGGUCCCGGGGGCGUCACGCCAGAGGGUAUGUGUGUGUUGAGUGUGGCGAUGGGGAGUGGGUGCACGUUUGGGGCGCCGUGGUUUUUGGGCGCGAGUGUCGCGGCGGAUGAUGGGGAGGGGGUGGUGUGGAUUGCGCAGGGGGUUUUGUAG